Molecule: messenger RNA, 1191 nt
Organism: Exophiala dermatitidis NIH/UT8656
Lineage: Eukaryota; Fungi; Ascomycota; Eurotiomycetes; Chaetothyriales; Herpotrichiellaceae
Exons: 1
Coding region: 1-1191 (396 amino acids)
Molecular function (GO): protein binding
Source: RefSeq, a predicted model, not a curated record
AUGCCGAGCAAGAUGAAGAAAGACGCUGCGGCCAGCGCACCAAAGCCCUCGCCUCAGGUAUUGAGAUUGGUAGAGGAAUUCCUUUCCCGGAAUGGCCUACAAUCGACACACAAAGCUUUUACCAAGGAGCUUGCGAAACUGCGCCAGAAAUCCGGCUGGCCUGCGCCAGAGGAGACGACAAGCGAAGUGCGACUCGAAGCGGUUGUGGAAGAGUUCCUGAAGAAGGAGGUUGAGCAGGUUACUACAACUUCCUCGGACGAAUCGGAAGCCAGCAGUGCGAGCAGCAGCACAAGCAGCAGUGAUGAUAGUAGCAGCGACGAGGAAUCCGAGGAGGAGGUUAGCGAGAAGGAACCGGCCAAGGUGAAGAAAGGCAAGGCUUCGAAGCGGUCUGUCUCGCCGUCUUCCUCUUCGUCUUCCUCUUCGUCUUCGUCUUCCUCUUCUGACAGCGAUGCCGACGAUGAAGACGAGGCGACCAGCACCACCCGUGCCAAAGCUCCUGCGGCUCAGAAACCCUCCGCAUCUGCCAAGAAGCCUUCCACCCCCGUCAAGGCGGGUAUGAAGAGAAAGGCCGAGUCCAGCUCCUCUGAAUCUGAAUCGUCUUCUUCGGAGUCCGAGGAGGAGCCACCGACAAAGCGGGUCAAGGUUGACGAAUCUGACUCAUCGCAAAGCUCCUCGAGUGAAGACGACUCGUCUGAUUCGGACAAUGAUAGCGAGGAUAAGAAACUGCCGGCGUCCACCAAAACGAAGGUCACAAAGGCGGCAGAUGACGUCAAACCUCUCAAUAAGAAGACCCAACAGGUUGCUGCAGCUGAUACACCGUCAGAGUCUUCGGGGACCGUGGUCGGGGACAAUGAUGGAUCUGGAGAAACAUCACAUGCAGAAGGUCUAAUGCACUCAGAACGCAGUCGUCUGAUCAACAACAGCAACAGCAAAACUCCUCCGGGCAGCUUGAAAAAGAAGCAUGUCGGUGCUAAGCCGACACCGUUGGCUCAACUCUCGGAACAGGCCAACGGCGAACAGUAUCUCAGCAACGCUUACCAGAGCUACGACUAUGCGGAGAAGGCGUACAGAGAUCUUUCCGUCACACGAGGCAAGGGCUUCGCCAAGGAGAAGAACAAGAAGAAGCGUGGCAGCUACCGAGGAGGCCCCAUCGAUAUUAGUGGAGGCAAGUCCUUCAAGUUUGAGGAUUAA